This is a messenger RNA of Hyaloperonospora brassicae, 786 nucleotides long. NCBI's taxonomy places the organism in Eukaryota, Oomycota, Peronosporomycetes, Peronosporales, Peronosporaceae. The record is from the annotation of a GenBank genome assembly.
AUGACAACACAGGACGCCGCUGUCCCUCUCGUGGGCAAGAAACUCAGGAGCACGUUGGGCGCAAUGGCCAACGAGAGCGCGUCGAUCGGCGUGUCGGCGUUUGCCCGUCUUCAGAUGGCGAAGAUGGGGUGGGCGGUCGGCAAAGGCCUGGGCAAGCACGAGCAAGGCGUGCAGUCCCACGUGAAGGUGAAGCGGCGCGUGGAGCUGCAGGGCGUGGGGGCCGAGAAGAAGGAGGUGCACGAGCAGCAGAGGCAGUGGUGGUACAAUGUGUACGACUCGGUUGCCAGUAAAAUUGUGGUCGACGAGGAGCUGUCCGAUGCUGACGAGACCGAUCGCGCAAAGAAGAAGCGCAAGCGAGCGAGACGGCUGGAGCGACAAACGUCCGGCAACAAAAGGAAAGACCGACCCGAGCAAGUGCAGUGCGAAGUGCGCAUUCCGACGGCCGAAGAGCUGUUUGCUGCGACGGGUGGAAAGCUGUUCGGUCGUCGGGCCUAUGGCUCGUGCAACGGGAAGCUGAAACGCGACGAGCUGCAGCUCCAAAAAGCAAAGCUGCAGGAGAGUCAAGAUGCAGAGACAUCGGGUGCAUCGAGCACUGACGUGAUGGAAGAGCAAGAAAUGGGACAAAGAAGGAAGAAGGCCAAGCAAAGUGAAGCUGGUGGGAUAGAAAAGACGGAAAAGAUGGAGAAGGAGAAAGAAAAGGAGAGGGAGAAGAAAGAAAUAAGAGGGAGAAGAAAGAGAAGAAGAAAGAGAAGAAGCAAGCUGCACGUGGCGACUCGAUGUGAAUAG